CGGUGGUAUUUCCUGUCAGUGUUUGUAAACUGAGAAAAUUGGAAGUGCGACAAGAAAUAAUAACCCUCAAAACUCUUAAAAUUGAAAGGCUUUGGCCCCUGAUGAUUUGGGUGGGUGUGGUCUCUUCUGUUAUCCCUUCAUCCUGAGUGCAGCCCCCACUGUUCCCCCAAACACACACGCAUUUAAACCACGGCGAUGACAAACCAUUCCAACAGGGACCAUAUGAAAUGGGCCGGGUUGCUGGGCUGCGAGGCAGUGCUGUCCAGCAUGGCCCUGAUGCAAGCCAACAACAUCCCAGGACAGAAGAGGAUGAUGUCACCUUUGGGUCAGGGGCAUAGGGCUAGUCCCGAAAGCCACCAAACCCACUCCCAUCACAGCCACAACCACCAUGGACACCAAGGUCACCAUGGUCAAGCCCACCACAGCCACAUGGGCCACCCAUCAGCAGGGAGCUGUCCCCCCCUGCUGAUCCGAAAAGAUGGGGAUUAUCACACAUCAAGACUGAUGGAUGGAAAAGACAUGCAGGCAAACCAGAAUAUGCAGCCCAAGAAGAAGCACAAAAAAUCAGGGUCAUCCAAUAAAGCCAAAGAGAAAGUAGAGCAUUUACUUCCACCAAUGGACAUGGAUGAUGAUAAUUCCUUGAAAGUUCAGAAGAACUUCAUCUGUGACCACUGCUAUGGAGCUUUUCGGAGUAGCUACCACCUCAAGCGACAUAUACUCACACAUACAGGAGAAAAGCCAUUUGCUUGUGAUGCCUGUGAUAUGAGGUUUAUUCAGCGUUACCACCUGGACAGACACAAGCGGGUGCACAGUGGAGAGAAGCCGUACCAGUGUGAUCGCUGCCAUCAGAAUUUCUCCCGGACGGACAGGCUGCUGAGACACCGGCGGCUGUGUACAGUCGGGGUGACUAAAGAGGAAAACCAGUACUCACAGGACACAUCUGCCCAUCCAGCUUCCUGGAGCCCCCUACAACCUUCCAACAACCGUUUGACUGUCUGACCCUCAGCUUCUGACAGAGACCCCUCAGAUAGAAGCAUUGAAGCCUGACAGCACCAUACCUUGGCAACAAACUAGAUUAAAACUGUUUUAGUUUGCUCUCGCCAGCUCAUUCACACAGCUUGGUAGUGGAUUUUUUUGUAUUUUUCUACUGUUACAUUCACCUCACUGGUAAACAUAGGAGGACUACUGGCUCUCGGUCAGGUGUUUUUGGAGGGUUUUGCUGCCAGGGGAUUCUCAACCCCACUGACUUUCAUUGUAUCCUACAGCAUGGUGUAGGAAUCCUGUUGACCUGCAAUGCUCUGCUACACAUGGGACGUUGACUAGAGGACAACAUAUGGAAGUAUUUCCCACUUUAGUGCCCAUUCCUGCUGAUUGUCUUCAUAAUGACACUCAUGUACCAGCUACUGUCCAUAAACUGAAGAUCAUAGCAGAUGUGUGGCCUGAGAUGCCUUUAGGUUGUAACUUGCCACACAUUCUUACUGGAGGUUUUUGGACUCAUCUGAUAUUAAACUCAAUAUAAUGCUGAGGAAACUGAUUUUAGCUUGAAAUGGGCUUAUUACAACAUUUAAUGACAACAAGGCAAACAUUUUUUCUUCAUACACAAGAUCGCCUUUUUCCCCAACAUGAAAGUCUUAAAUGAAUCUAAAACAAUUUACUACCUGUUGUUUCAAAAACACUUAAGGCUAACUAGAUUCUCCUGAAAUGUUAUAUUUAACUAAUCGUGGUUUUAAGUUUAUAGACUGCUAGCUCACCUAUUCACAGUUUCAUCUAGUUUUAAAGGGCUUAGGGAACACUUGGCUUGUUUACAUGCAGUUAAGUCGAGCUACAGUUAAAGCUAAAUUAGGAUAUUUAACUGGAGGACUGUCCAGUAUACAAGCACCAGUGGAAAAUAAAUGUAUAGAUCUAAGUUUGUCCAUCUCUGCUACGCUAGGUGGCAAUAUGCCACCUUUUAGCCACUUAUUGUUUGACUGUCGACUAUGCUAACUAGUCAGUAAGCAGCAGGUUAAAAGAUAAAUGGUAAAAAUAUUUCUCUGUACAUUUCUUACAUGCUCUUCGUGUUACUUUUGGUACAAAUACAACGCAGGAUAUCCCUCUAGCUUAUUGUGAUAUCAGAAGGCUAUGCUUAGCAUUUAUGCUAUUCAGCUUCAAGGUUAAAGCUUGGUGCAGAGACUGUGAAGCAUGCCCAGAACAUCUAGUCCAGUUUGGGCCAACUGAGGCAUUUACAUACUAGAGUAAAUCUAUCAACCACAUUAUAUAGGCCAGUAUUUUCAUUUUUAAGAAAAUCUUUUUCAGUUGGACUGACAUGUUUACAUGUGCAAUAAUUUGACAGUUCCUAACUGCAUGAAAACAUACUGACUGUUGCUAUACAAUAGCAGGCUUACAUGUUGAUUUGCCUGAGCCUAGAUCUCAUGGUGGUCGUAAACAAAACAAGUCAAUGACCAUUUUAAUAAUCUUGCAUUCUCAUAAAAACCAGGUAUCCAUUGCAAAACAGAAAAAUCCUUCAAUGCUCCUGUAAACACCAGCAUAGCUAUGAAAUCAUUUGGUUUACACGCUCUCAUGCAGGAAACCACUAUUAGUCUCUAGUGUUUUCUUCCUCACUGUUUUUACAUUGUCAGAACUUUGACAGACUUCCAUCCUCUCAAGUUUUUUGCUAAGAGAAGCUGAUAUUUGGAAAUUCUCAGAAUUUCUAGAGCUAAAUGCUGGUUUGGUAUUUGGCUGUUGUCACACAUGGAUCAAAACUAGACCCACUCCUGAAACUGUUGUCAUUGGAGGGAAAUCUCCUUGCUCUGGAUUAUUUAGUGCUCAUAAUAAUGGCACACAUCAGAGAAUAAUUUUCCUUGUCCUUAGAUUCCCAGAUCUUACCUCUGUGGUGACCUGACUGAAUGUGAUGUGAAUACAGUGCCAUGUAAUUUCAUCUCAAGUUUAACCUUAAGCAUCUUCAGUGAAGAUAACUGGGGAGGGGAAUAUAAGGUCCAGGUUUAGCUUUGUAAGAUAAAGUCCUACAUUAUUUUAUGUUCCAUUAAAAGAAGGCUCCACAUGCUGGACUGGUGAUGUUCGCUCAGCUAUAGUGGAUUGUAUUUUAGACUGGUACUUCUGUUUCUGUCAAAGUUUUAGAUAAUGUAAGAGGAAUUUCAGGCCCAUCACUGACUUGUCUUCUUUUAUGAAGUUAAUAUAUAUUUAAAUUUUAUUAGGGAUAGAAAUAGUGUGUAAAGGACCUACAUGUUGAGAGAAAAUCAAAGUAUUUACAAAGUUAUAAUCCUUAGUCUCAUGAUUUCUUGAUACAGCUGAGAAGCCCAUCUCCUCAUCCUCAUCUGUCAAUUAGGAGGAAAGUAAAAGUGGCCACUCACGCCAUUUUAGUGUAGCAGCUAUGGUUAGUCUUUUUUGUUAUCUUUUGCAUGUAUAUGUUCAAACAUAUUGUAAAAAUGUUUUGUUAAAGAGAUUUUUUUAAUUUCAAAUGUACGCCCCAUCUUUUUUGUAACUUUCGGGGUGAAGUAAAAUCAAAGUCAGUCAAUCAUUCUGUAGCAUGGAGCUUGUAAUGGCAGUUUAGGGCCCCAAGUCUCAAUAAAGCUGUUACACUUUUUAAA
Cheilinus undulatus (humphead wrasse) is the source of this 3584-nucleotide messenger RNA. RefSeq names its product zinc finger protein 740b (gene znf740b). Gene Ontology annotation, molecular function: RNA polymerase II cis-regulatory region sequence-specific DNA binding; DNA-binding transcription factor activity, RNA polymerase II-specific. Gene Ontology annotation, biological process: regulation of transcription by RNA polymerase II. Lineage: Eukaryota; Metazoa; Chordata; Actinopteri; Labriformes; Labridae. The transcript has 7 exons. The record is from RefSeq and is a predicted model, not a curated record. The coding region runs from base 196 to 999 and encodes 267 amino acids.